Messenger RNA from Mycena citricolor, 2755 nucleotides. NCBI's taxonomy places the organism in Eukaryota, Fungi, Basidiomycota, Agaricomycetes, Agaricales, Mycenaceae. The record is from the annotation of a GenBank genome assembly.
UAACGUCUCCCUCGAACCUUCCAAAGCAUCCCUCUCCUUCAUGGCUAGCGGCUCUAAGCUUCCCGUACUCCCUCUCCCCCACCCGACAAUUCUCUUACCGGGCUCCCGGCUAACCAUUCCCGUUUCCAAUGACAUCGGAGAAGCCUUGGUCGGACUCAUCGAGGAAUCUGAUGCACUCCCCGUCGUCGCAGCGGUCCCAGUAGCCUCAGACGACCCAAGCACCCCGACCUUGGCUGAAUUCGGCACUGCCGCCCGGAUUCUGCGCCUCGUGCGACCGUCCGCCCGACAAAGCCGACAAUCCUCGGGCUUCUUGCUCACCCUCCACGGCCUGACGCGCGUCCGACUGCUUGUGCCCUAUACCCCCGAUGCGGAGCAUUCAUUCAUUCCCUGGGAUAUCCAGUAUCCUCAGAACGUCAAGGAGGUGCCACCUCACAAAGUCGUUGAUGCCUUCAAACACAGCGCUCUGCGGUUGUUGGACCGGCUGGCGCAAGAAUCAGGACAACAGAGGAGGGACGGGUAUAACAAGGUCUCAAACAUGUUGGAGGAUGUGACGGAUGCUCGGGCGGCGUGGAUGGCUGAUAUCCUGGUGGGUACAGUGAACGCCAGUUUCGAGGACAAACUGGCUAUCUUACCGGUCACAAACCCCGAAGCUCGUGUCAUCCAUGCUACAGAAAUAUUCAAUAAACUCGCCUCCAUUUCUGAAGUUUCUACCAAGAUUGCAACCGAGGUGGAAGAGAAUGUGUACAAGCAACAGAAGGAGCACUUCCUGCGACAGCAACUGGCAGCUAUACACAAAGAACUUGCGUCUCUUUCAGGCUCUUCCGGAAACUUGGUCAAUGGGCCGAGCUCUGAACUAGAUGAAGACGAGCAGCAUGAAGCGGAUGACCUUGCCGAUCUCAAGCGUCGCAUCGAAGCUAUGGAGCCAGGGUCUGAAGAGCGCAAGAUGGGUGUCAGAGAGUGGCGCAGACUGAAACGCAUUCCGCCCGGCUCUGUCGAAAAUGGAGUGAUACGAUCUUACCUCGAGUGGUUGACAGCGAUUCCCUGGCCCAAUUCGACGACGGAAUUGGUCCGAGGUGUGAAAGACAGGACAUUCCUGGCCGCUGCACGCGAGCAGCUCGACGCGGAUCACUUUGGAUUGGAGAAAAUCAAGAAGCGUCUGAUUGAGUACCUGGCCGUGGUCCGACUGAAGGAGAUGAAUGCCGAGCGAGAACGGCAAACCGCGAGCACCGCUCUUGUCGUUGUUGAGGGAGGCGAAAGCAAGGAUCUCGCCGUUCCUCCAUCUCGGCCACCCCGGAAAGGCGUCAAAGGCCCGAUCUUGCUUUUCGUUGGCCCUCCUGGGACAGGAAAGACGUCUUUGGGUCAGUCCAUCGCCAAGGCCCUCGAUCGACCAUUCCAGAGGAUAUCUCUGGGUGGGGUGCGCGACGAAGGAGAAAUCCGAGGCCACAGGCGAACAUAUGUUGCCAGUGGACCAGGUUUGAUUGUCCAGGCCAUGCGCAAGGCGGGUCGAUCGGAUCCUGUUCUUCUCCUGGACGAGAUCGAUAAGAUCGGUGCGAAUAACUUCCAUGGCGAUCCCUCUGCUGCGCUGCUCGAGGUCCUGGACCCAGAACAGAAUCAUACUUUCAGUGACCACUAUAUUAAUGUACCUAUCGAUCUCAGCCAGGUUCUGUUCAUCUGCACGGCGAACAGUCUGGAGACAAUUUCUGGGCCGCUUCUAGAUCGAUGUGAGAUCGUUCAGCUCUCCGGAUAUACGUACGACGAGAAGAUGCACAUCGCCAAGCGAUUCCUGCUGCCCAAGCAACUCAGUGCCAACGGGAUGGACGAAACUCAUGUGCAGAUCACGGAUCCCGCGCUGAUGACCAUCGCCACUCAGUACACUCGGGAGGCCGGGGUGCGGAGUUUAGAUCGGGCCAUUGGUGCGGUCGUCCGCUACAAAGCGGUCGAAUGGGCCGAAAACGUGGAUCAGCAGGCUGCCGAGAAGAAGUCUUACACUGCUCUUGUCGAGGAUGCCGAGUUGGAGUCGAUCCUGGGCCUCGCCAGAUGGGAUCCCGAAGAACGCGAGAGAGAGGAACGGCGCGGCGUGGUCUACGGCCUUGUGGUCAUGGGCCAGGGUGAAGGAGGCAUCCUCCCCGUCGAGACGAUCUCAGUCCCUGGGGCCGGUCGACUCAAGUUGACGGGCAGUCUGGGCGAGGUGAUUAAAGAAAGUGGAGAGAUUGCGCUCAGUUGGGUGAAGACUCAUGCAUAUGACCUGUGCAUAACGGAAUCGCGCGCCCAUGAUCCCCUCAAGAUUCCAGAGCUGAUUGACAUCCAUCUUCAUCUUCCCGCUGGAGCUCAGAAGAAAGAUGGCCCCAGUGCCGGGAUUGCCAUGAUCUGCGCGUUUGUUUCCUUGCUGACCGGAGCCCGUGUGCCUACAAAUGUAGCGAUGACGGGUGAAGUCACACUGCGGGGGCGAGUGACGGCCGUCGGUGGAAUCAAAGAGAAAGUGCUCGGUGCUCAUCGCGCGCAGAUAAGCAAGGUCAUUCUUCCCUGGAGCAACCGCAAAGACGUCGAGCACGACGUGGCACCAGAAAUCAGACGGGCGAUGGAGUUUUUCUUCGUCCGCACCGUUGACGAGGCUUUGACUGCUGCGUUUGGUCAAGGCACUUUGGGUUGGAGGAAUGCAGCCGGACUUCUGAUGGAGAGUCGUCUGUAAUUGUAUCUGAAUAAUAUAAUUGUAUGUGUCACAUCAAUGCUAUAUUUACGGGAAGUUAUCCGUCAG